Molecule: messenger RNA, 675 nt
Organism: Geosmithia morbida
Lineage: Eukaryota; Fungi; Ascomycota; Sordariomycetes; Hypocreales; Bionectriaceae
Exons: 2
Coding region: 1-675 (224 amino acids)
Source: RefSeq, a predicted model, not a curated record
AUGCGGUACCACGCCACCAGAACCACCGCCACCAGCACCAGCACCAGCACCAGCAGGAGCAGCCCCCGCCCAUCCUUGCGGUGCGUCAUGCAGAAGAGCUUCAAGUGCACAAAGAGUGGUGGUGGCUCCGGUCCCAGUUCUAAAUGCGGCCCCACAAGGACUGCUGCAGGUGCAAUGGGCUGCGCGACGAGGAGCAAUGCAAGCCAGGGAGCUGGGUCAGCGCUGCGUCCUCGGUUCUGGUUGUCGAGGCCCGUGUGGAAGAGGUCCCUGGUCAAUACGACGCGGUGCCUCGUCGGAUGCACAGCCGGUGACUUUUCAGCAAUGUGGUAUCUACAAUCUUGCUGGCCAGAUCUGGGAAUGGGUCCCACCAUGGGCAUAUCAAUGGCAUGCGGAAUAACUACCUCUCUGAUGCUCGAAACUACGCUUUUGAGAUAUGGCCGUGACGACCUCCCUUGGCUCAUAGCCGCUCGCACAGCUGCUGCUAUGAGCUUCAUAUCUAUGAUCACCAUGGAACUGGCCGAGAAUAUCGUCGACUACAACCUCACGGGAGGAGUCGUCGACCUUUCCGACCCGUGGUUCUGGGUUGCUGCGGGGGUGUCCACCGCUGCUGGGCUGAUUGCUCCUCUCCCGUACAAUUAUCACAGGCUGAGGCGGUAUGGCAAGGCAUGCCACUAG